Messenger RNA from Funneliformis geosporum, 647 nucleotides. The record is from the annotation of a GenBank genome assembly. NCBI's taxonomy places the organism in Eukaryota, Fungi, Glomeromycota, Glomeromycetes, Glomerales, Glomeraceae.
GUGUUAAAGGUGUCGAAAUAUCGAUCAGCCAAUCUGAAACUAAUUCUGUUUCUGGUUCGUAUUUCGUAUAUGACUAUUUGUACUCUUUAUUAUAUUCUAAUUUCUUGUAUACAUCUGAAGAGUCUGCUCUCGAAAAAGAGUUUACCAAGAGCCUGAGUCUGAAAAACCUAUCUGAUCCCAAGGAUGAGAAACAAAACACAGCUUCAGAAACUAAAUCCAAAGCGUUUGUUGAUAUGGAAUUUACUUCAAAUCCGGUAACAAAUAAUGAUGUUGCUGAAGGUGACUUUAGAAUGUUUGCAAAAAGACUAGGAAUCAACAAAUUUACAGAAAAUAAAGAGAAUUGGAAAAAAUUUUACGUCAGUGAGUGUCGUGAGAUCUUUAACUAUAUUAUUCGUCCUGAGUGGGAACCAAUCGGAAAAGAACUGGCAAGAAAUACAAUUGAAUACCGUCGUCUACUCGGAUCUGGUGAUCUUGAUGAAUGGCAAGGAUCGCACAUUUUACUCAUUAACGGGAAAUUAGUUGAGUAUAGAAAAGAGAUAUCUUCGGAAGAAGAUGAAGAACUCGGGAAAAAAUUUCCAGGGUGUUUGUAUGUACCCGUUGUUAAACGGUUUGUUGAAUUGCGCAGAUCCUUAGCUAGGGAUGAUUAA